UGAAAGAAAGAGAGAGAGAAGGGGAAAAAAAAAAAAGUACGGAAGACCGGGUAGUGCUUUUGUCGCACAGGAGAUGAGUAAAACGGGGUCGUUUACAGUGAACAGAACCCAAGAUAAAUUACUUAAUCAGUUCCUGAAUUUUCAAUUCUUCAUCAGAACAAUUUACAGGGUUUCUUGAUUCUUCUCCUUCCCAAAGAUUCCGUCUUCUUCUUCCCCAAAAUUGUAGCUCCGAAUUAGGGUCUCCAAUGGCAGAAGCUAUGGACACUGGAGAUGAAGUUAUGGAAAACACUAUUUCUUCUCACAUUAAUGAUUCCCUCGAGUCUACUCAGAAAGGCAAGGUAGGUUCUCCAGAAGACAUUGCUUGGGUUGAUUCCUGCCUGAUUAAGGAAUCUGAUAUUUCAGAUGAUAACUGGAAUUCUCUGAAAGCUGCACUAGUAGAAAUCCUCGAUUCUCAUCCUGAAUCACUCGGCUCUUCUUCAGGGAUAAGUAAUGAAUUACAUGGGGAAACAGACAUUGAGAUUCAUCCUUCUAGUGAGGAGACAGAACCAAAUCGCUUCUCUAUUAGGGAAGAAUUGGAGACAUUAAAUGAUGAUGUUCAAACCAAUGACAAUAUUGCAAUUAGCAAGAAGGCCUAUGAUUUGCAGUCAUUUACUUUUGAGGGAAAUCCCUUCUUGCCUGGUUACAAGGAUGAGUUGGGAGUGACUGAAAACCUUGAAUUAGGAGUCAAUAAGGAUUCUUGGGCACCUGAGAUCGAGCCUUCAACUGAGGAUAUAUUCAAGGUUUGGAAUUUGGAAGUUCCAGAAGAAGAAGAUGAACUCGUUAAGCAGUUGAACAACGCCCUUGAAGAAGUAUUGCCUCAAUCCUUACCAUCAAGUUUUGCUGAUUCCGAUGCACAUAAAAAUUUGGAAGAAACUUCAGUUAAUGAUCUGAUUGCUGGGAUUGCUGACCUUUCUUUGAAUCAAAUUUUCAGUUGAACAGUUAAUUGUUUGGUUUAGAUUUGUAUUUUCAUUAUUGUUGUUGUGCUCGUGACAGUUAGCUUCCUGUUGCACAUUUUCACUGAACAUAGAUGGGGCCUAAUUCAGUAUAGUUCAGCCAACAGUUUAUAGAUCAACGGAGUUUCAUGAUUGAAUUACCGAGUACUUUACCAAUGCAGUUCUGGAAGUUCCAUUUA
Molecule: messenger RNA, 1171 nt
Organism: Rosa chinensis
Lineage: Eukaryota; Viridiplantae; Streptophyta; Magnoliopsida; Rosales; Rosaceae
Exons: 2
Coding region: 246-974 (242 amino acids)
Source: RefSeq, a predicted model, not a curated record